UAAGCCUGGGCACCCGGUGGUGGUCAUGUCAGUUGUGGAUCCGCGGCGUUUCCACAGAGCGUAUUCAAUUCAGCGCAGUACUCACUCGAAGCGUUAGCAGCCAUGAAAGCCUUUGUGUGUCUCCUGCUCAUCGGAGCGGCCAGCGUGACGGCCAAGCCAAAGCCUGGCGGUGGCGGCGGCGGCGGCGGCGGCGGCGGCGGCGGCGGACAUGAUCAUGGCUCUGCUGCUCCUGUGAAGGUCUUCAAAGUGAUCCAAGAGAGUGCUUCCUCAGGAGGCGGCGGUGGCGGCUGGCAGUCGGGAGGCGGCGGUGGAGGUGGCGGCUGGCAGUCAGGAGGCGGCGGUGGGGGCGGUGGCGGUCAGGAGAUCAAAAUCAUCAAGAUCAUCUCCCAGCAAUCGUCUUCUGGAGGACAUGGCGGUGGCGGUGGCGGUGGCGGCUGGUCUUCCGGAGGAGGAGGCGGCGGUGGCGGCUGGCAGUCAGGAGGCGGCGGUGGGGGCGGUGGCGGUCAGGAGAUCAAAAUCAUCAAGAUCAUCUCCCAGCAGUCGUCUUCUGGAGGACAUGGCGGUGGCGGUGGCGGUGGCGGCUGGUCUUCCGGAGGUGGAGGCGGCGGUGGCGGCUGGUCUUCCGGAGGAGGAGGCGGCGGUGGCGGCUGGUCUUCCGGAGGAGGAGGCGGUGGUGGUGGCUCUUCUGUCAAGAUCAUCAAAGUCAUCUCCGAAGCGGAUUCUGGAGCUGGUGGUGGCGGUGGCGGAGGAUGGGCACAGGGCGGUGGUCAGUCCGGAGGAUGGGCUCCACCUGGUGGCUGGGCCCAGGGUGGCGGCGGCGGUGGCGGCAGCUGGUAAUUGUGAUAGCACCCACAGCUCCCCCAUCUCAGUGUCACAUCCCCCAGAUAUGUAUUUGUUGAAAUAAAAGU
Messenger RNA from Drosophila obscura, 908 nucleotides. RefSeq names its product glycine-rich cell wall structural protein 1.8. The record is from RefSeq and is a predicted model, not a curated record. The transcript has 2 exons. Lineage: Eukaryota; Metazoa; Arthropoda; Insecta; Diptera; Drosophilidae. Bases 103 to 837 code for a protein of 244 amino acids.